AUACUUCGGGGCAUUUCAGUGAGGGCGCAGUGCGAGGGUGUCCUUUGAGCCUCAGCUCCGGAGAAAAACGAAAGGUGGGUGGGAAACUAGGAUAGAGGUGAAAAGUAAGAGGGGACUGAAUCAGCGAAUGACAAAGGGAGCAGGGCUCCGGCCAGGGGUAGGAGGAAGAAGAGGAGUGACUGGGGCUUGUAUCAAGCUUCUGAAUGGCUAGACAGCCGCCAGGUGGGAGAGGCGGAGGGUGAGGAGGCGGGUUCCGCACGCGGUUAGCCUGGGGCUGAUCUAGUCUUCAGCUUUCAAGGGCUGGGAGUCCGGAGCUGCAGCAGAGGCCACACCCAGGGCUUGGUGGUCCCGCGCUUUCCGGAGCUCAGCAGGCGCUUGCUGCUUGAACCGGUCAAAGAAGGAACGAAUGAAUGACCCUUUUGCCAGGAUGGAGACCCGGGGGCCUCAGGAAGCUGCGAAUCCCAUGGACUCCUACCGCAGCCUGGGGGACCUCGGGCCUUUUCCGAGGGAGGUAGGGCGCGGGGCUCCGCUAGCUCCGGGCGCCCGGAAUCCCGCGACGGCAGGGGCGAGCCGAAGCCAGGGCGGCGGCCACGAGGACAGAUCGGCAGAUCGGGCCCUCGGACCUCGGGCCGGGGAGGAAUUGGACCGUGAGUCCUGGGUCAGAGAGAAAGUGCUCUUUCUCCUGCACCCAGAGAGGUGGUUAGGGACUCGAGGGGACCCUGCACGGGAAGAGGUGGCCGGUGCAGAGGACCUUCCUCAUGCGGGUGGAGAGGACCACGGCGAGGAGCCCAACUACCCUUCUGUCUUUCAACGAGAAAAGCGAAUUUCUGGCAGGCGUGUAGCCCCGCCGCGGGACGCAGCAGACCCGCCCAAAUACGUGCUUGUGCGGGUGGAGGAUUAUCAGGUAACACAAGAAGUGUUGCAGACCUCCUGGGCCAAGGGUCGCAUGACCACGAGGACUGAGGAGCACUCCGUGAUCGCGCUCACUUUUCGCAGCAGUAGAGAGGGACAGCCUGGGGAACGCUGGGGCCCUGCUGAAUCCCGGGCUCUCCAGGCACGAACAGGGGCACCCCGCGUCCACGCCGCGGAGAGGAGGGUUUCACCGUCUCCAGGGACUUGGCUCGAGGAAAUUAAACUCUAAUGAGUAGCCCGAGAAAUGUUCCGGGAUGGUGGAUGAGCGAUCAUCCUUAAAAGAAAAUGCUAUUCUGGGAGCUCCAACCUGCAAUUAACCUACAGAAGGAAGCUUUUGAGAGGCUGGUGCAGCGCUUCGGGGAGGCAGAUUAAGAACUGACCUAGAAACAGAAGUGAAGUUUGAAGUCUGCUCUCUGCAAAGAGGGUGGGAGUGGGUGGAGAAGAGGCUUGUUUUAAAAGCCAAAAACAGAAAGUAAAAAGAAAUGGGAAAGUAAAACCAAAGCAGCAAGUGACUCUCUUCUGAUGUGCACUUUUCAUUUUUCUCCCCCACAUUUCAGUGUUAGAAAGAAAAAGAGAGGAGCUAGGGAAAGAAGGAGUUGGGGACAGAAGACUAAGAUUUCAACAUGAAAUUCCAUUUACAAAGGCUUUACCGCAAACAAUAGCUAAUUUAGUCCUGUAAACAUGCAUUUAUCAUACAUUUUAAUUUUAAUAUUAAAAAUACUGCAUGUAAAUGUUCUGAUCUAAAGGUAGAUAACGAUAUGUAGUUUGCCAUAAAAUGAAUGCAUGUCUUAUUCUUUUCCAUAGUUCUUCAUUAAUGAGACUUGUAGUCAAGAAUAGAUUGAAAAUACCUUUCUCCUGGUGUAGUUAAAAAAAAUCUCCUCUGGUACUACUGAAACAACUAAUUUUUCUUAUUUUGUUUGUUCCUCUUUAUUAUUAAAUACUAUCUGAAUUAACUCUUUAGUAGUUGGCCUGGUUGAAGCUCUGUGAGGAGCAAAGCAGCCCUCUCCAGGUGAACUGCUUGACUUUACCACCUGAAGGAGUAUUUACUGCAAGAAUUAACAAAGCAGGUGUUCCUGAUCCAAGCAGAACCCUGUUAUUUGAAGAGCCUGAGAAAUCUUAUCCCGUUUACAAAUGUCCUGGGAGUGCAUCCAAAGUGAAACUUGGGCAUCCUCAAUACUAAGAAAUCUCUGAGAAUGACUGGGUCUUGGCUCUUUGAUCUUACCUCUACUCCUCUGAAAAACAUGAUUAUCUAAAAUUGUGUUAGGUGGAUGAACCACAUCAAAGACUUCCAGAAGCCACUCCAGUGACCAUAAGAUAAAUGUCAGAAUCGCAUAACCCCCAGGAUCAGUCUGUUGCCCAGGCUGGAGUGCAAUGGCACGAUCUGAGCUCACUGCAACCACCUGCCUCCCGGGUUCAAGCUAUUCUCCUGCCUCAGCCUCCUGAGUAGCUGGGAUUACAGGCGCCUGCAACCACACCCAGCUAAUUUUUGUACUUUUAGUAGAGAUGGGGUUUUGCCUUGUUGGCCAGGCUGGUCUCGAACUCUUGACCUCAGGUGAUCUGCCCGCCUCAGCCUCCCAAAGUGCUGGGAUUACAGGCUUGAGCCACCGAGCCUGGCCUCUGCUUUUUAUUACUGUCAUGUAGUUAGUGAUAAAAUGCUUCUAUCUGAAAAAAAAUUUGUUGUUCUAAAUUCUAAAAAAUUCUCAUGAUUAUUGCUUAAAUUUUAAUAAAGCAGAUGUGAUUUUCAAA
Molecule: messenger RNA, 2658 nt
Organism: Gorilla gorilla gorilla (western lowland gorilla)
Lineage: Eukaryota; Metazoa; Chordata; Mammalia; Primates; Hominidae
Gene: C5H6orf141
Product: chromosome 5 C6orf141 homolog
Exons: 4
Coding region: 407-1141 (244 amino acids)
Source: RefSeq, a predicted model, not a curated record